This is a messenger RNA of Bombus huntii, 4709 nucleotides long. It is a transcript of the gene pigeon, whose product is annotated as protein pigeon. Lineage: Eukaryota; Metazoa; Arthropoda; Insecta; Hymenoptera; Apidae. The coding region runs from base 92 to 2917 and encodes 941 amino acids. The record is from RefSeq and is a predicted model, not a curated record. The transcript is spliced from 10 exons. Gene Ontology annotation, biological process: positive regulation of amyloid-beta formation. Gene Ontology annotation, cellular component: trans-Golgi network.
ACGCUACUUAUCAAAUUGAAAACUAUUGAUCGUUUCUUUAAAAUUAAAACAUUAUACAGUAUUAUACAUUAGAGAAGACUUAUAGAUAGAUAUGGUAGAAAACCUUGCAGCAAAAUUAUGUUUACUUCUGUCAGAAAAAGCACAUUCAGCCGAACAAUGGAAAUUACUGGGUCAAGAGAAGGAUGGUUCCUUAUUAGUUGGAUGGACAGAGGAAACUGUAAAGGACAAUGUAAACAUAUCAUAUACAGUUGUAGGCCACUACGACCGGAUUAAUGAUAAGCUACAGGUAUUGCACCAAUUCACAGAGGUAUUAAAUAUUGUACAAGCAACAAUAAAUCAAAGUCGUACUGUUUUUGGAUAUAUAAUAAAACAAAAAGUUUCUGUAGAGACAAGGGUAAAUUCAGAGUCUAUAGAAGACAAAGAUCAGAGUAUACCAACUGAAGUUGAAAUGUAUGAAGCAUUUAUUGUUGAAUUAAAAGGACAAGAAGUAAAUAUACACAGUUUGGAUACAAAGAAAUCUAAACAAGUGAGAAUUCAAUUUUUAUAUAAAGAAAAAGAACAUGGACAAUGGGAUAAAUUUUUGUUAUUAAUUCAUCAAGAAUGUAUUAUAAUAUACACUGUAAUCUUUGAUACGUCUGUAUCAGAUGUUUAUUCAAUACAAGAAUUAAAAUCUGAACCAUUAGUUAAAGCAUUUAUUUGGGCUCAAUGGGACAUGGUAAAUCAGGUUUUAUAUCAUAUACACCAUAAAAAAAUUCCAAUAAGUUUAGUUUCUGAAGAUGAAGAGGAAAAAGAAAAUAAAACAGAAAGAACUAAUCCAACACUUAGUGGUCUUCAAUUUCAUGAUGAAUUGCCGCAUGAAACAGUGCUAAAUAUACCACUAAAUUUACCUCAAUUAUCAACUUCUUCCAACUGUGGGACAUAUGAGGAUGAUGUUAUACCUUUAAGGGUUCACGAUUGUUCUUUAGAUCUUAUUGUAGUUUCUGACCCUAAGGGAAUGGUCUGUGUUUGCCAUCAUUACUUAUAUCGCCCAGUAAAACCACAGCAGCAUGUACUUAAUUCAUUGAAUGAAUCUAAUACAGUGCACUUUGCAUAUUCUGUAACACUUCUUCAUCGCAGCUGUGUGAUUCAUUGUGUUAUACCAGGCAUACCAUGGUCUCAUGCUAAACUUAUACGACCGACAUUUGCAAUAUAUGAACAUCAUCACAUGAUUGUUCUUGUACCAGGUCUAUUUACUCAUGUUCUCGAAAUUGGAACAAAUCAUGAACCAUGUUGCCACAUAUUAUGUGGUCCUUUAAUUUCCCUUCCAUCUCGUUCUUCUUAUUUGGUACCAUUGCUUGAGUUAGAAACUAAUACCAAAGGAAGCAAAAAAAAAUAUGAUACAGCUUCCCUAGAAGGAAGCAGUACAUCUCAAUUUAACAUGAACAUAUUAACAAUAGACUUACCAACACUGGAUUUAGUACAAUUAACAAUCUCAUCUGACUUUCUUACUGAAGUAUUUCGUAAAGAAAAUUCGAUAGAAGUACGCUUGGGUAUAUUGCACUAUUUUCUUUGUCAUAGAAAUGAUCUGGAUAUUAUUUCAGAAUUAGUAUGUGCGAUUGCAGAGAAACCUAGAUCAUUGGAAAUUGUACGGUACAUGCAAGAAAUUCUCAUUGGUGGUUCAUAUGCUUUAGUACAAAAAAAUUUAUUAGCAGAUGCUAUACCUUUAUUGGCUUUGUUGCCUGUUACGACUAUGGAAGAGUACAUAAGUUUUGAAAUUAAAGUGAACGACUUAAGUAUAACAUUGAGUCAUGAAAAACUAUGGAAUACAUCUGUAAUGUUACUAUCACCGCAACAAAGGUUGAUUCCUUACCGCAGUGACUUGUGGACUCGAUUGUGGGAUCAACUUAGUAAAAAUAACGGAGAUAAAACAAGAUUUAAGCCGAGUAAAAUUGCAGAAAAAUUAUUAGUUUCUUUAGCAUGUUAUCAACCUGAAGCAUUAUCCAGAUCCAGUACACCAAUGUCUCCAAGUGGAGGAUUAGUUGUGGCUACAGUGUCGCUUGGAGAUUUAUCAAGUGGUCGUAGUAAUAAACUCAUGGACUCAGGUUUGCUAUUUAAUGAAACAGAAAGUUGUACUGCUUCUAAGCAGGAACAUAUUGUAUCUGUAAAUUUACGAGAAUUAUCCAUGUAUUUAUUAAAACAUGGUACCCAGACAUCAUUAACGCAUCCUAAGGGAUCGUGUACUCCAUUACACGUUCACGCAAUGGCAACUAGACAUGUGGCUGCGCAAUUAGAAACAUCGCGGGCUCUUUGUCAAAUGUUAUGUCGAGCGGCUAGCGUCGAUCCACGAAUUGAACAAGAGCGCGGUUUUAUUCUUGUCGAUCAAUUAGACGAAAUAAGACGAUGGUUAUUGUUCGUAUUAUUGGAGCGCUAUAGGCGCGCAAUAGAAAGUAUAGCAUUUCCAGCACCACAAGGAUUCACAUCGUUUUUUACUUAUCUUGGAUAUAGAACCUUAAAAUAUUCAAUGUUUUUACAAUAUGUACAACGAUCAGUAUUCGAAUUACAAGUCGAUGUCAGCAAAAUUAUUAUGGCUGAUAUUAGUGAUACAAAAGAAAAUGCCAUUCGUAAAUUAACUUUAUUGUCUUUAUUACCAAGAUCACGAGCGAAAAGACUUUUAAAUCAAUGGUUACAUCCUGUUAGCUUUAUGUUCAGAGCUCGUGAACACGCUGCAAAUAUUUUAUCUGGUGAGAUAUGCCAAAACCGAGGUAGAACAUUGCAAUACAGAAAUCAUCAUAAUGGUUUAGCAGCAUUUCCUUCAGCAGAUCGUUUAUCUCCAUUGGACACAUUUCUUGAUCUUCUUACAGCAAAAGCUAGUCUAGCUGAGUUAGAUUUUGGCCUGCUUAUAGAAGCUACAGUAACAUCUACAGAAGAUUUUUUAUAGGUAAAUGUAUUCUAAUUUCCUAGAAUCAGUUAUAAUAGAAAGUGUAGUGCAAAUAGUCAUCCGAUCGUGCAAAGUGCCAUUAAUAUCUUCCAAAAUAUUUAGUAUUUAUGAACAUGUAAUUUUAACCUUAUUUUAUAAAUUCUCGUGCAUUUCUUAUCGAAAAUUCUAUACAGGGUAGAGAUUUUAAAUAGAAUAGUCAGAUAAUACACUUUAAAUACUUAGAUAAUUUAACUAAUGCUCAUGUUUCUAUUUGCAUUAUGUUAUAGUUGGAUAAAUCAACAAUUAAUUCUUAUGACUAUUUUAAAAAUAUUUUAUAUUUUAAAAUUAAUGUUUAUUCCACUCAAGUUUAUAAACUGGUUACUUUAUGAUGUUACAAUUGCAUAAGUGCUGCAAAAACUAUAUCUUUGUUUUCUGUAUACAUCAUUACCCGGUUUUCUUCCGCAAAACUUUGUCAGCAUAUUCUACAAUCAAAAUUAAGAAAAAGAAUGGUGUAUGAAUAUAGGCUCUUAAAUGCUUUAUUAAAAAGUUAUGACAAAAAUAUGAAAUGAUAACAGACUAAUAUUUCUAUGACACAGCAUAAGGACACAUUGCUGAUAUCUGUCUGAUAUUACACAAAUGUUUACACAUAUUGUAAUAUUUACUUGCUAAGAUCAGUGAGUUGGUUAACCAGUAUGGCAAAGGUUAAAUGACCAUUACCUUCAAUGAUGGAUAAGCCAAGGGGAAAUAAUUCCUUAGCCCCCAAGAUCAUUAGGUAUCACAUCUUAGAUCUUUGCUUGUGAGAAAUUGUGAAAGAAGAAAUUUAUUAUUAACGUUUAUUAUAAAGUUUAUUAUAAACACAAAUUAGUAUGUGUUAGGAGUUAAUGCAAAGAAUUUAUGACGUAUUUGCUGUAAUUAAACAAAAUGAUCAAGAAAUUGUACUAUAGUAAACAAUUGUAAUAAUAGACAACAUAUUUAAAAUGGAAUUAUAAUGUGAACUUGAAAAUGAAAGCACUCUGUUGUCAUCAUUAUGUUUGCAUAACAGUUUUUUCUUAUUCUUGCCUAUAGACUAUGCAGAUAAAGUUUUGCAGAAAAAAUCUGAACACCCUGUAUAUUACUAGUUGAAUUUUUGUUACUAAGUUACUAUAAUUUUAUAUUAAUGUGAUUAAUCAGUUAAUCAAAAGCUUGUGUGUGAUUUUCUUUUGUAGUUAUUGUUACAUUAGUUUAUCAGUAUGUGUCACAGUGUGAUAUACGUAUACAAAAUGUUCUUGAAGUCAUGGUACAAUCAGGAAGGAGAUGAUUCUUUACGUAAAAGUAAGUUGAAAGUAUAGAUUUCUAGGUCCCGUAUCUUACAUCCCACUUCCUAUAUAAUGUAUCCCGCAAUAAAUAACACUGCUUUUCAUACCUAAUACCUCAUAACCUACAUACUAUUACAUUUCUAUCCCACUUUCCACAUUAUUUAAGUAUGUAAUCUAUAUACUAUGAUAUAUCCAACAUCUAUCCAGUAUUCCAAGCACAGCUUAUCCCUACCCCUAAUUCACUUAAUUCACAUCCCAAGUCACAUCACCUGGGUCAUCUUCUUUCUGAUCGUAUCAUGAUUUUGAAAAUACCCUAUUUGCAUCAUUCAACAAUUUUUGAAUUGUGUAGUGUGAGUUAAGUUACAAAAAGGAUCAUUUAUGAGAAAAUUGUAAUCUGUGUAAAUCUUUUGUGCGUAUUGUGAAAAGUAUUACAAAACUACAUAUCAGAAGAUAUGUACAAACAUACAACAGUAUUAAUAAUUUUUAUGUAAAAGUGAAUAUGAAUAUUUAAAAAAUGA